Molecule: messenger RNA, 920 nt
Organism: Neltuma alba
Lineage: Eukaryota; Viridiplantae; Streptophyta; Magnoliopsida; Fabales; Fabaceae
Product: inositol oxygenase 4-like
Exons: 11
Coding region: 26-853 (275 amino acids)
Biological process (GO): inositol catabolic process
Cellular component (GO): cytoplasm
Molecular function (GO): iron ion binding; inositol oxygenase activity
Source: RefSeq, a predicted model, not a curated record
UCUGGGGCUAUAAAUCCAUUCUGUGAUGCAGAUUUUGGAAGUGGAAAUCAACGCGUUUGGUCACUCUUUCAGAGAUUAUGAUGCAGAAAGUGAGAGGCAAAAGGGUGUUGAGGAAUUUUACAGGCUUCAGCACAUCAACCAAACAUAUGACUUUGUGAAGAAAAUGAGACAGGCAUAUGGGAAAUUGGACAAAGGAGAGAUGGGGAUAUGGGAAUGUUGUGAGUUGUUGAAUGAGGUUGUGGAUGAAAGUGAUCCUGAUUUGGAUGAACCUCAAAUUGAGCAUUUAUUGCAAUCUGCUGAAGCAAUAAGAAAAGAUUAUCCUAAUGAAGAUUGGUUGCAUUUGACUGCUCUCAUUCAUGAUCUUGGAAAGAUCCUUCUCCUUCCUCAAUUUGGUGGACUUCCUCAAUGGGCUGUUGUUGGAGAUACGUUUCCUCUGGGGUGUGCUUUUGAUGAAGCAAAUGUGCACCAUAAGUAUUUCAAGGACAACCCAGAUUACAACAAUCCUUCCUACAACACAAACAAUGGCAUCUACACUAAAGGAUGUGGACUCGAUAACGUAGUCAUGUCAUGGGGACAUGAUGAUUAUAUGUACUUGGUUGCUAGGGAAAAUGGCACCACUUUGCCUCCUGCAGCUUUGUUCGUUAUCAGAUAUCACUCUUUCUAUCCUUUGCAUAAGGAAGGUGCAUAUACACACUUGAUGAACGAAGAAGAUGUUGAGAAUCUGAAGUGGGUCAAAAUAUUCAACAAAUAUGAUCUAUACAGUAAGAGCAAAAUUCGUGUAGAUGUGGAAAAAGUGAAGCCAUACUAUCAAUCCCUCAUUGAAAAAUAUUUCCCAGCAAAGCUUAGAUGGUGAAACUUGACGAUGUCGAAGAUGAAGCUUAGAUGGAGGAACUUGUCAAGAUGUUGGAGAUGAACUGUGA